CCACCCCGGCAUCCGUAGAUCGCUGACGUCACAGGCAAGCAUGGCGGAUUGCUCCGACUGAAUGAACACAACAAAAGUGUUUGCGAAGAUUAAAAAAAAAAACUGUGAAUAUGGCGUCGUUGCAGCUGUUUUUAGGGAACCAUGUCUGAGCCGAUGACACACGCUGCUGCUGCUGCUGGCUCUCCUAAAUUCACUGAACUGUGGAGGAGCGUCUCCAAGCUCUAUCACAGCAAAACACAAGACAGGAAAACAGGACGGCAGAUGCCUGGCUGUGCAACACCACCCAUGUACAAAGAUUUGCAGAGUCCUAAGCGCCAAGGCUGCAGCAGGUACCCUGGCCUGAGUAAUGGGGAUUCUCCAGGUGAUGUCGAACCAUCACAAGACAUUUUCUGGGAUCCCACAUCUCCCACUCAAGCUAACACAGGCGUGGGACUCAGGAACACCAGAGUGGUGGAAAUAGCAGAUAUUGUCAACCGUAUUGCUCCAAAGGAUGCAAAACCCAAAGGGACUGAAUCCCCUCUGCUGCAGUGGAUCGGUGACAGUGCUGUUCCUUGCACACCAGAGAUUCCAGAGCGAAGACCCAGGAGGAAGUCCUUAAGGCAGAGCAGUGUAGAAGACCUCAUGAAACUGGCCAGGCAGUUUGAUGAGAACAUGCAACAAGACAAGGAGACUUCAGAGCUUAACAUUUUGAACCCUAAACUCAACAAAUGUGUGAGUGCUUCCGAAAUAAAACCGACAGAGACGUCAUUCCAUUCCAGCGCGAAGGACCUAAAAUGUCCAUCCUCAUCAGAUCAGGUGGAAGCAGAGCUGCACGCUCUGUUUGACUGCUCCACUCAGAGAGUCAGCGGCCCGCUAAGCCAGGGCUCCUCCGCAUCAGCCUGUUCUCAGAAAAUAAAAGACCAACCCGUGACUUCAACUUUAACUGAACCAGAACAGUCAGAGCUCAAGUCAGUCCAGAAGUCCAGCUCAGCUGCAAAUCCUGCUCAAGAAAAAGGAUCUUGUGGUUUUAGUGUGAACAACUGUGACGACUUUGAUGAUGACUGGGAGAAUGAUGACCUACUUAAUGACUCUUUUGUGCUGGCAAUGACCCAGAAUCCUGACCAGCAACAUGACGCCAACGCCAAAGUCAUUUUGCAGUCUAACACUAAGACAAGUACUACUUAUUUGACCUCUGUUUGCAAGCCUGCUGCAAAUACAAACUCUGCACAUCAGCCCUCAAACCUGCACUCCAAGCCAAGCUGCAGUGUACUCCAGGAACUGUGUCCCAAACCAAAGACUAGCAACCGAAGCACUUUCAAGUUAGACUCCAACCUUCACUUCCAGCCCAAGGUGACUGCCAAAGAGGUUUCCAAGUCCAACUUCACUGUUACACAACCUAAAUUGCAGAUGUCUGACCAGAGAUCUGCUACCACAAAGACACUGGCUACGCCACAAACUGACAAGAUCUCUAAUGAUCAGAUGGGGGCUUGUGUAUCUUCAAACUCUGUUAAAGACAUUACAGACAGCUUAUGGGACAAUGGGGACGAUGAUGCGUUGCUCUACCAGGUGUGUGACAGCGUGGAGAGGAUCUCCAACAGUCAGCCACGACAAGUGAGCCCCAGUGGCUGCCAAGAAAAACAAGAUAUUACUGUAGACAGACAGCGAAAAACCACUGCACCCCUGCCAAUCGACAGGGCCUGGCCCAUUCGCACCAGUGCCAGCACGAACAGACAGGCACCGUGUGCUUUCAUUCGUUCUAACUCAUUACCGGGGACUAGCUGUGAAACUGUGAACUACAGAGGAUGGAACAUUCCCAUGAAAGGUGCCAGCAACAAAUCACAGAUGUCUCAGAGCCUCCCAGGAAGCCGCGUGAGUCUGGGCACAUUUAACCAGUGUAGGGAUUCCUCUGGAACUUUCCAGGCUGGGAAUGCUAAUGUGGAUAUGAAGCCACAAACAGUGACAGCCAGGACACCGCAGAACUCCAAGUCCAAACACACAGCCUUCAAGAGAAAUGUAUCUGACUCAGCAGCUAUAUGCAACAAAGUUUUCGUUACAACCCAGAUGACGGGAAAGUGCUCUGCAGCCGAGAUUGAGAAGAAGAAACAGGAAGCCUUGGCCAGGAGGCGACUGCGAAUGCAGAACACCCCAAAACCAUAGAGGAGCUCCAUCCUGACUGAAGGGAUAUUAUUGUACUAUAAUAAACCUCAUCAAAACCCACUAGUGUUAAUACCUUAGUGUUAGAUCACCAGGUUUUAGAUGAUUUGCUUGGCACUCAGACAGAAAGAUCCUGUUGCCUCAAGAUAAGUGAGUACCUGUUGUCAAUCCAGAGCUGCUGGAUGUUUUUGCUGCUAAUGUAAAAACAAGCUUUACCAGAAGCGAGUUAAUGCACAGUCUCAGAUCUGGUGUUUGGAUAACAUUAAAAAGAGAUUUACUUGAGCUUUUUGCAUUUUGACUUUGAAAAAUAGCUUGAAAUAAUGCCAAAUGCUGACUAAAACUGCUCACAGUUUUCUGUUUUCUAACAUCGUCAUUUCAGCUUUCUGUACACAUUUUUACAUUUUGGAGAGAAAAUGUUUUUUGCCGAUUUUUGCUUUUCUUUAAAACUAAGUUUUUCCAGCUCAGUGUUAUUUCUGUAAUUGCAAUAUGAAGGACUGACAGAAAUAAUAACAGUGCGUUGUUGAUAUUUUCAAUCAGAAAUGGCUGUCUACACUUUACAGUGAACACUGGUAGUAGCUGCUGUGUUCCCUACUCUAUGUGUUUGAUAAGACAUACUAUGUGCCUUAAACCUUUAUUGAUGCAUAUUUAAAAUAUCUGAACAUUUCCAUAACUUUGUAAUCAAAAGAGCAGUAUCAAAAUUGGGGCCAAAUUACAUAUUUAAUAGGUGAGAAAAUAACGUCUGUUUUAUACAUGAAAAUAAGCAUGCCGUGAUUCCAGAUUUUUAUUGUUAGUAUUUCUUGCUUGUUUUGUUUUCCUCUACAUUUUGUUUGUGCAUGUCACAUUUUAAAUCCUCAGUGAGAAUCAGGUAGUAUAGUCGACAGACAGCGUUAUGCCCCCACCUAUUUUGGCACAGAUUUUUGUAAUAGCUAUGCACCUCUCAGAAAUUGUUAAUCCAAGAACAAUAAAAACAACCAUGGAAAUGUAUUUUUCAUAAUUACACAUGAUGCCUUGAUCAGCUGUGUUAUAGACUGGUGUUAUAGACAGGUGAGACAUGCUGUUGACCUCUUUGUUUCUACCUUAGUGCCUUAGAAUGUCAAAAAGAAAUUGACUCCAGCCACCGUUACUUCUCAACAAUGUGAUGGACUCUGCCGUACACAUUCCAUUAAUUCAUGUUUUAUAAUGUUUAUAUCUUGUUUGAAUAAAAAACAAAAGAUAUAAAUAUCUGAAUACAGUUGGCAGCUAAAAUAUUCUUACUGGUUUAUAACUUUCAUUUAACUGUAGUUUCAGUUGUCUAACUAUUGCCCAGAUUUUCAGGCAUCAUGUUAUUAUUCUCUAUGUUUCUGCUCUUACCUGCCAAAUCCAAAACAAAGCAAUAAAUAUCUGAGACUUUGAA
Molecule: messenger RNA, 3526 nt
Organism: Lates calcarifer (barramundi perch)
Lineage: Eukaryota; Metazoa; Chordata; Actinopteri; Centropomidae
Gene: etaa1b
Product: ETAA1 activator of ATR kinase b
Exons: 6
Coding region: 142-2136 (664 amino acids)
Source: RefSeq, a predicted model, not a curated record